AUGACAGAAAAAUACAAAGAGGAUUCAGAGGACUGUGUGACAAUCUGCUUAAAGUACCUGCUGUUUGUUUAUAAUUUCUUCUUCUGGAUGGCAGGUGCUGGAGUGAUGGCCAUAGGAGCUUGGACAUUGAAUGAGAAAAGAAACUACUUAAGCCUCCUACCUUCAAGUACAUUUGCCGUCUCUGCCAGUAUUCUCAUCUUUGCUGGUAGCCUUGUGAUAGUCACUGGAUUCCUUGGGUGUUGUGCAGUUGUUAGAGAGCAGAAGACUGGUCUUGCAGCAUACUUUUCCUUACUUCUGCUGAUUUUCCUGAUUGAGUUGGUGGCUGGCAUUCUUGCUUGUGUUUAUUAUCAGCGGUUAAGUGGUGAACUAAAGCAGAAUCUGAACAAUACAAUGAUGGAGAAUUACGCAGAGCCUGGGGAGGAGAGUAUCACCUCUUCCAUCAACCAACUCCAGCAACAUUUCAAGUGUUGUGGCAGCAACAGUUCAGCUGACUGGCAGUACAGUGCUUACAUCCUCUCACCUGCGGCAGGUAACAGGCUAGUGCCUGACAGCUGCUGUAAGACAGUAACUGAGGCCUGUGGCCAGAGGGACCAUCCAUCAAAUAUCUACAAGGUGGAGGGUGGAUGCAUCACCGUAUUGGAGCAGACCCUAGCAGACCACACUCUGAUUAUUGGAGCAGUUGGCAUUGGUGUAGCUUGUCUUCAGAUCUGA
Carcharodon carcharias (great white shark) is the source of this 711-nucleotide messenger RNA. RefSeq names its product tetraspanin 11 (gene tspan11). Lineage: Eukaryota; Metazoa; Chordata; Chondrichthyes; Lamniformes; Lamnidae. The record is from RefSeq and is a predicted model, not a curated record. Gene Ontology annotation, cellular component: membrane. Bases 1 to 711 code for a protein of 236 amino acids. The transcript has 7 exons.